AUGGGACCUCCGACAGGCCUAUUUCCACUGUUUUUGGGAGUGCUACACUUCACGACUUCUGUCAAGAGCCAAUGCCAGCCACAGCCCCUUGUCGCACCUAUCCAGAAUGUAUCUUUGCCCAACGGAGCCUUUGUAAGAGGAAUUUCCAUGGCCGUCGGCUCCAGCAACCAAAACAUCGCUUUCAUCGCUAGCAGUGAUUACAACGAGACCUACAUCUACGGAACAGACGGAUACUGUACAGAUGACUACUCAGCUGGAGCAUGCGUAACAUUUCGUGGCGGCGCAUACGACACAUCAAAAUCCUCAACGGACAAAUCGAUCGGUAACCGAAAGGAUAGUGAUGGCUUCGAUGCAGACUGGACAGAGGAUACCCUUAGCUUUGGCAGUAACACCUCACUGUCUUCAUUCGGAUUCGGCGUUCCGCGACAGGAUCUCAACCAGGCGUUCACCAGCCAAUCACAGCUCGGCCUAGGGAGGAACUCAUCCUUUUUGCGAGCACUCGUAUCAGCCGGCGAUAUAGGUACAAAGGCAUACUCCAUAUUUUGGGGGCUGGUCGGUGGUCCUGCGGAAAAGCAGACUCGGGGGUCAUUGGUCCUCGGCGGCCUGGACAGAUCAUUGAUCGCGGAUCCAAAUGACAACUUCACGGCGCCGCUGUUCCAGGGCAAUAGGUGUGGGACGGGCAUGCUAGUAACGAUUAGCGACAUCCUCCUGAAUUGGCCGAAUGGUACCGACAUAAGCAUCUUCAUGGGAUCGCAAUCAGCGGCCAUACAAGCGUGCAUCAGCCCCAGCUUUGCAGGGCUGAUGUCCCUCCCACUGAGCUACUACGACAACUUCCGGUCGCUCGCAGGUGGAACACCUCCAGAUGAUAGGAGCGAGGCGAGAAGCUUGGGUAUCAAUUACUUCACAAUGCUUUUUGCCCCAAAUGAUGUUUACUACGGUGGUCUGACAAUCAAGCUUCAAAACAGCGUCUCCAUAAGGAUUCCCAACACCGAACUAGUCGUUCCUGACACAUACAUCGCCUCCGAUGGCGCAGUUCAGACGAAUACAUCGGUCCGUAACGUCGUAAUCAAUUCCCUUCAAUCCGACAAUGACAACGAUCUACCAGUUCUCGGCAGACUGUUCAUGAGCUCUGCCUACGUAAUGGUCAACCAAGAAGCUGGCAGGUUCUCCGUCUGGCAAGCGAACACGGAAUCCAAGACUUCUGAUAUCGUCGCAAUGGAUAAGAAAAACAACAUGGUCAGUGAGUUCUGCGCGAGCUCUACAGGCGGCUCAUCUAGUGCUACAUCCUUGCCCACGUCUUCCACCACACCUUCGUCACAGGACAAAACGCCAACGCUGUCAGGCGGCGCAAUCGGUGGGAUAGCUGUAGGUGCGGUGGGGAGUGUUGUUCUACUGGGCAUCAUAGGCUUCUUUUUGUAUCGGAGACGAAGAACAAGCGGCGCUGCAACAGUGGUGGUACAGGAACCAGAGUUGCAGACAGAAGAUGCGAAACUGCCUGCGUAUAGCAUAGUGACAGCAGGGCCUCAGGAACUUCCUGUAGACCAGUACAAUGUAACAGAGUUGGAUAGUAGCACCGUCUAUAGUAGGAGACAUUAG
Molecule: messenger RNA, 1596 nt
Organism: Alternaria atra
Lineage: Eukaryota; Fungi; Ascomycota; Dothideomycetes; Pleosporales; Pleosporaceae
Exons: 3
Coding region: 1-1596 (531 amino acids)
Source: RefSeq, a predicted model, not a curated record